UGUUUUUCUGUUCAAUUAUUUUCAUUCCGUAUUUUAUAUUUACUAAUAAAUCAAAAGCGUUUUUUAAAUUCCUUCGCUAGUUCUAAACAAUAUUUGUUUUUAUAAGGUUUACUGUUUUUUUUUCGCAAAGACUUUAAUAAAUAAACACCUAAAAUGGCACGUUACUUCAAGGAACAGGACAUUGAUGAAUUUCGUGAAUGUUUUUAUUUAUUUGCCCGUUCGGGGCAGAUCACUUCCCUGGAUGAGUUAACUGUAAUUAUGCGAUCUCUUGGGUUAUCGCCAACAAUCCAAGAGCUGAUCGCUUAUUUGAAAAAGAAAGGAGGUAAAAUGAGUUUUGCGGAUUUUUUGGAAAUUAUGCAUCUACACUCCAAGGUUGAAAAAAUUCCCGAAGAAGUAAUCGCUGCGUUCAAGGCAGCCGAUCCACAUAACACAGGCACUAUAUCUGCAAGACAGCUACGAAAUUUAUUACAGAACUGGGGAGAGGGUUUAUCCGUGCGUGAGGUUGAUAGCAUCUUUCGUGAAGCAAACGUCAAUAGCAACAGCAUGGUACGUUAUGCCGAUUUCAUAAAAAUAGCUUGCGCUCCAGUUCCAGACUACUAUUAAAACUUUACUCCUAAUCCUAGUGACAAUUUGCUUGAAAAGUAUUCCUUAAAAUGUAUACCAUACAAAUAUCUACUAAAUAAAUUUAUAUUUUUUAAAUAAU
Messenger RNA from Ceratitis capitata (Mediterranean fruit fly), 703 nucleotides. RefSeq names its product calmodulin-like protein 4. The record is from RefSeq and is a predicted model, not a curated record. The coding region runs from base 154 to 603 and encodes 149 amino acids. NCBI's taxonomy places the organism in Eukaryota, Metazoa, Arthropoda, Insecta, Diptera, Tephritidae. The transcript is spliced from 4 exons. Gene Ontology annotation, molecular function: calcium ion binding. Gene Ontology annotation, cellular component: myosin II complex.